Messenger RNA from Trichobilharzia regenti, 1501 nucleotides. The record is from the annotation of a GenBank genome assembly. Lineage: Eukaryota; Metazoa; Platyhelminthes; Trematoda; Strigeidida; Schistosomatidae.
AGUUCCUAAAGGAUUUCUAGAUACCUAUGCCUAUCUUGACAAUGGUUCAGAUGCUACACUACUGCUGAGUCAUGUUGCCCGCCAAAUAGGACUGGAAGGGGUUAAUACAUUGAUGCAGGUAACAUCUUUCUGUGGAACUACUUCUCAGAAUUCAUCUAAGGUUGAUUUCGAAGUUGAAUCCUUAACAGGAGAUUACAAGACGAGGGUCAAGAGUGCCUACACCGUGGAAAGCUUACCUGUAAAGAGACCUAGGACUCCUUCGAACGAACAGAUGAAAAAAUGGCCUUACCUGGCAGAAAUUCCCUUUCUAGACGUCGAAUGUAAACAGGUCAGUCUACUAAUUGGGACUAAUGUACCUGAAGCACACUGGGUGCUGGAGCAGCGUAUAGGGAAAUCCAACCAACCGUUUGCAUCUUUGUCAGUUUUUGGUUGGUAUUUAUUGGGUUCAGGAAACGAAUAUAAAGAAGCAACCUCUAUCUUCUGCUUAGAGGAAAGUGAAUCAGUAGAGAACAAGCCUUUGCGAAUGAUUGAAGCUGAAUUUCAGGACAAGCACUCAUGCGAAAGGUCCAGUUCUGAAAUAGAUAAAGAGGUUCUGAAUGCAACCGAUAGGGAGAUAAGAUUGCGGAACGGACAUUAUGAAGUUCCAUUGACUUGGAAAGAGGACUGGCGUAGAUUACCGCCUAAUAGGUUUGAGGCAGAACGCAGGCUGGACAGUCUUCGGAAGAAACUAAAAAAGGACGAAAGCCUAUUAAAGUCCUACAAUCAAAUACUAACAGACCAUGAGUUGAAGGGUUAUAUUAGUCGCGUUCCUGACGACUUCUCCAAGAAACGUAGAGUUAUCCCUCACCACCCAGUUAUAAAUCCCCACAAGCCUGGUAAAAUUAGAGUGGUUUUCGAUUGUGCCUUUAAAUGUAAGGGAAUAUCCUUGAACGAUUGUCUGUAUUCGGGACCUGAUCUGAUGAAUGACUUGGCUGGGGUACUAUUGAGAUUUAGAAAACAUCGGAUAGCCUUGUCAGCAGAUAUUAAGGAGAUGUUUCUUCAGGUUCACUUACCUGUCAAGGAUAAAAGUGCCUUUAGUUUCUUAUGGUAUUCUGAGGGUACACUGGACUUACCACCGAGCCUGUAUGAAUUAAACGUACAUCCCUUCGGUGCUACCUCAUCACCUUUUUGUGCAGCCUAUGCUUUAAAACGAGGUGCAAGACGAUGGAAACAAGGGCAACUCCUUGCUGAUACGUUUUGGAGACGGUGGAAGCGGGAGUACCUGACGACCUUACAAUCGCAUUCGACGACAUCGAAACUUACAAGUGGGAGACCUAGUACUAGUGGCUGCAGAGCCUUCACCUCUCAAUCGUUGGUCAAUGGGAAUAAUUACAGGUGUUACGGCAAGCUGUGAUGGGUAUAUCAGAAAAGUGGAUAUCAAGACACCGAGGGGUAUAGUCAACCAAGAUGGGCGUAAGGUUUGCCUAUUAGAAGGUAUUAAGGAGAGAUAAGCACUUUGUAG